Molecule: messenger RNA, 875 nt
Organism: Neogale vison (American mink)
Lineage: Eukaryota; Metazoa; Chordata; Mammalia; Carnivora; Mustelidae
Product: protein FAM227B-like
Exons: 8
Coding region: 1-864 (287 amino acids)
Source: RefSeq, a predicted model, not a curated record
AUGCAAAAACCUCCAAGGAACAUUGAAGAGUUCUUAAAGUUUCAAAAUUGGGAUUACUGGCCAAGGGAAAUCCAUUUUGGAAAUAGUGAUGAAUGGUUACACACUGUGAAGAAAAUAAAAGAAGAUAGUUCAUUUACUUCAAUUUAUACACAUCUGUGGGGAACAGUCCCUCGAAUACAUGAGGCAGUCAUGGCCAUGGAGACAAGAUUAGGGGAAUGUUCAGUCCUUUUGAAAAGCCAUGCCUCUAAAAUAUUUGAGUGGAAGAGCAUAACUUUUGAUACUAGUUCUAAAGGAAAUUUGGAAAGAUACAAAACAUUUCUAAGGAAGUACCAUAGGAGAAAGAAGAUAAUGCUUUCAGAGGAAAUGGAGACAAAGAAGACUGUAGAGGGUUUCACCUUCUCAGGAUUCAAAACAAAUGAGCUUACUCAGCUACCCAGACAUUUGGAUGCUGAACAAAUUUAUCUUUUUAUUUUAAAAGCCCAUAACUUUGAUGAAAAGGUUUUCAAAAUCUGGAAGACCCAUUUUCUCUCAGAAGCCUCUAUUGCUCUUUUACAUGAUUCCUUUUGGUGGUGGUUUCUGCAUAAAUUUAAGGUGUAUCCUGAUUGUUUGUCACAGGCCAUCUAUGCAACAUUCCAGGAAGCAUUUCCAGAAUCCAGUAAUCUUUUUAAUGAUGAAUUUAAAGAAGAACUAGGGAAUAACAUUUUUCUUUGGUUGUCAGGUUUAAAACCUCAAAAAGGGUUUUGGACUCACUGGGAUCUAAAAGAGCUCAUCACAACAACCAUUCAUGGUACUAAGAAAGCACCUUCAACAUCUGUAAAGGACAGGAUUAAAAAGAGUCAGACACGUAUAACGGCUGGUAAGUAAGUUUAUUGUUA